Molecule: messenger RNA, 2411 nt
Organism: Conger conger (European conger)
Lineage: Eukaryota; Metazoa; Chordata; Actinopteri; Anguilliformes; Congridae
Product: keratocan-like
Exons: 3
Coding region: 144-1175 (343 amino acids)
Molecular function (GO): protein binding
Source: RefSeq, a predicted model, not a curated record
CAGCUCUGCAGCCGAAGCCCUGAGUCCUGUUCUCGCAGCCGGAGCAGAGCCGCCACGUUCAGCACGGGGGGAACCCCAUCUCUCAGAGCGCACCUGACGGCACACCGCCGAGACACAGGCUCCGCACACGCAGGAUAAGCGUUAUGAUGGAGGCGUUCCUGGCGCUGUCCUGCCUGCUGCUGGCCAGCUCCGUGGGAUCGCAGGACCUGUCGUACGAGGCCAUGCUGCAGCAGCUCCACGCCUGCCCCAAGGAGUGCCGCUGCCCGCCCAGCUUCCCGCACGCGGUCUACUGCGAGAACCGGGGCCUGAAAACCAUCCCUGCCAUCCCGCCGCACACCUGGUACCUGUACCUGCACAACAACCAGAUCGAGGUGCUCUCCGAGCAGGCGCUGCGCAACGCCACCGCGCUCCGCUGGGUCAACCUCAACCGCAACAAGAUCACCAGCGAGGGCGUGGACGAGGGGGCCAUGAAGGCCAUGUCCAACCUGCUGCACCUCUACAUGGAGGACAACCAGCUGACCGACAUCCCCUCCCCGCUGCCGGCGUCCCUGGAGCAGCUCCGCCUCUCCCGGAACAAGAUCUCCAAAAUCACGCCGGGCGUCUUCGCCGGGAUGGACCACCUGUCCCUGCUGGACCUGCAGGGCAACAAGCUGGAGGACGACUCGGUGACGGAGGAGAGCCUGAAGGGCCUGAGCGGGCUGGUCCAGCUCAACAUGGCCAAGAACAACCUGAAGACCAUGCCGGGCGGCCUGCCCCUCAGCACCACCCAGCUCUUCCUGGACAGCAACGCCAUCGAGAAGAUCCCCGUCGACUACUUCAAGGGCCUGCCCAAGGUGGCCUUCGUCCGCCUCAACUACAACAAGCUCGCCGACGGCGGCCUGCCCAAGGACGUGUUCAACAGCUCGAACAUCCUGGACCUGCAGCUGUCCCACAACCAGCUGACCGAGGUGCCACGCUUCCCCCUGAGCCUGGAGCACCUCCACCUGAACAACAACAAGAUCAAGAGUGUCAACGGAUCCGAAAUCUGCCCGGUGCCCCUCAACGAUUUGUACGACUAUUUCGACGACAAGGGGCCCCGACUACAAUACCUUCGUCUGGACGGCAACGAGAUCAAGCCCCCGAUACCGAGGGAACUGAUGAUGUGUUUCCACCUGCUUCGGUCCAUCGUCAUAUAAGCUCACCUCACCUCACCUGUACCGCCACCAUCGCCAGGUUUAGCCAUUCGCAAAAGGGGGACACAUCAAAAUUAACGCAUUCCACCCAGGAGCCGAGGAACGCAAGUGAAACGGAACAUAACUGACUGCGUGACUGUGAAGACAUUGAACACAGUCAGUCAGUAGCCCACAGUAAAUUAGCAUGAUGUAGAUACACACACACACACACACACACACGCGCGAGAGUGCAGUCCUGAGUUUGUUGACCACCGGUUGUGCCUGCUUGUUAAUCCCACAGUGCUUCACGCCAGUUGAAUGUUUUACGUGUUCUUACACAAUGUUUGUACAGCUUGUUUGUGACCUCUGCACGAAGAAGUUACCUCUCUUCAAAUGUCUUACUUGGCGAGUCUACAGACAAGGAAACGGUUUUCAGAAAAACCGUUUUUUUUUUUGUAAUGCAUUAUUAGCAUAAAGUGUUUUUUCUGUAUUCUGUUUACAUUGCUGGGUUUACUUUACAGUAAUUCGGACUAUGUAUCAGAAACAUCCUUAUAUCUCCUCCGUAGAAGUUUAAUGGUUAAUUUUCCACUGUUUCUCUUUGUUUCUUGGUGUGCUUCUUUUUUUUCUUAUUGGAGACGUCUGGAGCUAAAACUGGACUUAGUUGAUGGACUGUAUCCUCCUGUUUCAAGCUCAUAAGCUGAUAUCCCUGACGACUCAUGUGAUCUUUAAAAUAUUUAACGCUUCAUCGGUGCUCCAAAGUCAUCAGUUCAGCAGCCCAUUUGAAAAAAAAAACAAACCCUGGGUAGCAAAUUCAUAAACUGGAACAAAGUUCUCUUCUGUUUUCAUUGGCAGACGAGAGAUGCCAAUGUGAAGUUGAGGUGACCCAUUUUAUUGAUAACAGUCCCAUUACGUUGCAGUUUUGGCACAUGUUAUGGAAACAUUACGAUGGUGUUACUGUAUGUACUGUGUAUGGUAACGACAUGGUUCAGAGGUGAGCAUUGCUAGCUUUCUGACUGCAUAACAAUCUCACCACAAGUUCAGACCGCAUUCUCACAGAGUACUAUGAGAUUUGCUGUUUUUUUCCCCCGCCAUUUUGGGUUUUUUUGUUACUGUUGUUUAUAUAUUUUCAUAGUUUAUGUGCUAAUUGUAAGCCAAAAUGCUCAGCUAUUUUUCCCUUGUAAGUAUCCAGAAUAUACUGUAUGUUGAACGUUAGAUCUGCUUUAAAGACGCAGUACAACAAUAAAAUAUUGGAAUACUUCU